Messenger RNA from Cokeromyces recurvatus, 1228 nucleotides. RefSeq names its product ADP,ATP carrier protein. The coding region runs from base 81 to 995 and encodes 304 amino acids. Gene Ontology annotation, biological process: mitochondrial ADP transmembrane transport; mitochondrial ATP transmembrane transport. The transcript is spliced from 4 exons. Gene Ontology annotation, molecular function: ATP:ADP antiporter activity. Gene Ontology annotation, cellular component: mitochondrial inner membrane. The record is from RefSeq and is a predicted model, not a curated record. NCBI's taxonomy places the organism in Eukaryota, Fungi, Mucoromycota, Mucoromycetes, Mucorales, Mucoraceae.
UUUCUUUUUUCAGAUUAUAUACUCCCCUCUCCUUUUUUUUUCCUUUUUAUCUAAAAAGUAAAUAAAAAAAUAAAAUAAAAAUGGCUGCUGAGAAGAACAACAACAAGUUUAUGAUCGAUUUCCUUAUGGGUGGUGUCUCUGCCGCUGUCUCUAAGACUGCUGCUGCUCCCAUUGAGCGUAUCAAGCUUUUGAUUCAAAAUCAAGAUGAAAUGAUCAAGCAAGGUCGUCUUUCUUCUCCUUAUAAGGGUAUUGGUGAUUGUUUCGCUCGUACCUUGAAGGAUGAGGGUGCUAUCUCUUUGUGGAGAGGUAACACUGCUAACGUUAUUCGUUACUUCCCUACUCAAGCUUUGAACUUUGCCUUCAAGGAUAAGUUCAAGCGUAUGUUCAACAGAGAUAAGGUCAGAGAUGGUUACUGGGCUUGGUUCGCUGGUAACUUGGCUUCUGGUGGUGCUGCUGGUGCCGCAUCCCUUUUCUUCGUCUACUCUUUGGAUUAUGCUCGUACUCGUCUUGCCAACGAUGCUAAAUCUGCCAAGAAGGGUGGUGAACGUCAAUUCAAUGGUUUGAUUGAUGUUUACAGAAAGACCUUGAAGUCCGAUGGUAUUUCUGGUCUUUACCGUGGUUUCAACAUUUCUUGUGUUGGUAUUAUCGUUUACCGUGGUCUUUACUUCGGUCUUUACGAUUCUAUUAAGCCUAUGCUUCCUGGUAAUCUUAAGGAUUCCUUCUGGGCUUCCUUCGCUCUUGGUUGGGCUGUUACCACUGGUUCUGGUCUUGCUUCUUAUCCUAUUGAUACCGUUCGUCGUCGUAUGAUGAUGACUUCCGGUUCUGCCGUUAAGUACGAUUCUUCUCUUCACGCUUUCCGUGAAAUUGUUGCCAAGGAAGGUACUAAGUCUCUCUUCAAGGGUGCUGGUGCUAACAUUCUUCGUGCUAUUGCUGGUGCUGGUGUCUUGUCUGGUUAUGAUUACCUUCAAGUCUGGAUGUUCGGUAAGAAGUACUAAAAAGCCAAGUAGUUCUUUUCUUCAAAUCAGUUUAUUUAAUGUAACUGCCGCUUUUUAUUUUUUUAUUUUUUUUUACACCAACAUGUUUAUGAUUUUUUUGUAAUAUUAUAUCUUUUUUAUAUUUAAAAUCAAAAUUUAUAUACUUUAAAAAGGGCCUUUUUUUAAAAAAAAAUAUCCUAAAGAGCCUUUGUAUUCGAAUAAAAAAUUUAUUUCCAAGUUAAAAACCUUAAAAA